This is a messenger RNA of Hyaloperonospora brassicae, 2031 nucleotides long. The record is from the annotation of a GenBank genome assembly. NCBI's taxonomy places the organism in Eukaryota, Oomycota, Peronosporomycetes, Peronosporales, Peronosporaceae.
AUGUUCCGGCAAGUGGCUCGCACCCACGUCGCUCGACUUGAGCGACGAACGAUCGCUAGCUAUACAGAGCAGUACCGACGCAGCCUCGACACGCCCGAAGCGUUUUGGGCCGAAGCCGCUCAAGAGCUAACGUGGUUCAAGCCGUGGACGCAAGUGCUCGAGUCCACACGUGGCCCGUCCGCGCGAUGGUUUGUGGGGGGAGAGAUGAACACGUGCUACAAUGCACUUGAUGUGCACGUAAACAAUGGGCGGGGCGACGUCGUCGCAUUGCACUACGACUGUCCACUGACCGAUACCAAGACGACAAGGACGUUCAGUCAGCUCCUACAAGAAGUGUCCACGUUUGCUGGUGGACUGCAAAAGCUUGGCGUCGAGAAAGGUGACCGUGUCGUCAUCUACAUGCCGGCAGUUCUCGAGACGACAGUGGCAAUGCUCGCGUGCGCGCGGCUUGGAGCUGUUCACUCGGUCGUGUUUGGCGGGUUUGCUACCUUGGAGCUUGCUGCGCGGAUCGAAGACGCAAGCCCUAAGCUGAUCAUCUCGGCGAGUUGUGGUGUCGAGCCCAAGGGGAUUGUCGACUACGGACCGCUGCUGAAUGGAGCGCUGAAGCGAUCAAAGUGGAAGCCGAGUCACGUUGUCAUGCUACAGCGCGAUCUGUGUCCGUUCGAGACGGCAAAGGGACGUGAUAUUGACUGGAGGGAUGUCAUGGCGAUGGGAGGUCCCAUCGAUGCGAGACCGGUGCUUGCGACGGACCCGCUCUAUUUGUUGUACACGUCAGGCACAACCGGCCGUCCAAAGGGUGUGGUUCGUGAUAAUGGCGGCCACGCGGUUGCCCUCAAAUGGGCCAUGCGCAAUGUUUUCGAUAUCGCACCGGACGAUACGUUCUUUGCCGCUUCGGAUAUGGGCUGGACGGUUGGUCACUCGCUCGGUGUCUAUGGUCCUCUUGUACAUGGAUGCACGUCGAUUCUGUACGCAGGCAAGCCAGUUAGAACGCCUGACGCGAGUGCAUAUUGGCGUUUGAUCACGGAAUACGGCAUCAAGUCGAUGUUCACGGCACCUACUGCAUUGCGGGCGAUUCGUAGAGAAGAUCCAGAAGGGUUGCUGAUCAAGCACCUGAGAGAGGACAUCCGAAAGACGUUGAAAACGAUCUUCGUGGCAGGGGAGCGCGGUGACCCCAAGACCUUCAGCUUUUUCUCACAGCAACUUGGCGUGCCUCUCAUUGACCACUGGUGGCAAACGGAAACGGGAUGGCCCAUCACUGCGCCGUGUCUUGGGAUGCAAAAUGAUGACAAAAGUGAAGAAGGGUACCCACGCAUCAAAGAGGGUUCGGUUGGUAGGCCAGUGCCAGGGUGGGAUGUCCGGCUACUAACAGUCGCCAGUGAAAUAAAUGACGACGAGCAUCGCGACUACAGCGACAAAAAUGCGGAACAAGAUGCUGAGCUUGUGGUUAAACUGCCUCUUCCUCCAGGUGCUUUGAUUGCCUUGCACAACAACCCAGACGAUUUCGACGCCAAGUAUUUCAAGCGAUUCCCCGGCUACUACCACACUGGAGAUACUGGGCGCAUUGAUGAAGAAGGUUUUGUCUACGUCAUGUCACGAACGGAUGACGUCAUAAACGUUGCAGGACACCGUAUCACUACGGGAUCGAUUGAGAAAGUCAUCAUCGAGAUCCCGGAAGUUGUCGAGUGUGCCGUGUUUGGCGUCGUCGAUACGCUCAAGGGACACGUCCCGCUCGCUCUUUUGGUAAUUGAUGAGAGGACCGAUCGAUCCAACGAAGAGAUCAUUCAGCAGGUAAUAAGCGACGUGCGUGAGCAGAUGGGCAGCUUUGUGUGCCUGAAAAGUGUCGGCCUAGUCGACGCGCUUCCAAAAACAAGGUCUGGUAAGGUCAUGCGCGCUACUAUGCAAGCUAUUGCUGACUCGACUCCGUUUCGCGUACCGGCUACCAUCGACAAUUUUGCGGCACUGGACGGUAUUCGCUCGGUACUCGAAAAGCUAGGCUACGCUUCGUCGAAUUCUGUCAUUACAGGCAAGUAG